AUGGACGACCUCGCUAGCGUCUGUAGCACGAGCACCGCGGCCGCGCCGAUCGACCCGGCGGAGUACUGGCGACAGUACAACUCCGUGCAGCUCAAAGAGAAGCACUGGGCUAGCGAGUCGGACGACACGGAUGCGGAGUCCUGGGGCAACAGGGACGGCUCGUGGGGCGUGUCCGGCGCCACCGGGUACGGCGCGUCAUGGGGCGCCGCCAACAGCUCGGGAUGGGGCUCCUCUACCGCACCCGCGGCCGCGCCAGGGCCGGCGCUGGCCGGAAGUCAAGCAGCAGCAGGUGCAUCAGCGACGGGUGCAGCAGCAACGGCAGCGGUAGGAGCGGUGACGGCGGCCGAGGCGAAGAAGAAAAAGGCGGCGAAGAAGGCGCCUGCCGCAGCGGUGUCCUCCCCCACUGCCGCGGCAGCUGCCGCACAGAAGAAACAGCCGCUGGCGAAACCCGGAAGCCCCGCGCCCACGGCGACAAAGAAAAAGAAGAAGAAAGACGUCGUCGGCCCUGGUGUGGCAGCUGUGUCGCCGGGUGGCGCCCUCGCCGGAUACAGCGUCAGCGGUUACAAACCGCCAUCGGUGGUAACCACCGCGGCGACCGCAGCUAGCACGAGCUCCACCCGUUCGGUGGCCGGGAGCAGCAGCGCGAUCCCCUGGUGGGCUUCGCUGGGCGGCGGCGCGCCUGCCGCAACCGCCGCCACUCCCGCCGGCAGCAGCAGUGCGCCUGGCAGCACGAUCUCCGUGCCAGCAUCUCCGUCUCCCCGCGUCCCGCCAAUGGCGCCCCUUCCGCCAGCGGCUGCGCCACAACCACCUCCGCCUCGUCAAUCCUCCUUCCUGCCCCACGCCCCCGCGCCUUUCACCCCCGCCGCCCCGCAUCUCCCCCAGCAGCCCCAAGCCUACCCCCCUGCGCCAGCUUCCGCGUUCCCUCAUUCCGCGGGGCCUUCCGCCGCCGGGGGGUAUGCGCCGUCCGCUCAGGGGCCGUAUGGCGGAAGAGCUCCUUCCCCCCCGACGUGGGGACAUACUUCCGCGAACGGACAGGGGCAGGGGCAGGGGCAGGGGCAAGGGCAGUGGCAACUGAAGGCGCAUGGAGCGGGAGAUUGGCAGGCGGCGCAAGCUAAGGGACAAGAACCGUGGGGCAGCGCGCAUGGACCAGCGGCGCAGCAGGCGGGGCGCGGAGGGAGGCAAGGUGGGGAAUGGUGGGAGCGUGAUGUUACCGGCGAGACGGGGCCUGUCGGCCAACGGCAUCCGUCGAACGCCAGCUUACAGCCAAAUGUUGGCUCACACCCAAACAUCGGCCCUCAGCCCAAUGCCUCCCAGCACGUGCCGGCGCCCCAGGCAGUGCGUGUGGUGUCCGCUGUGCCCUCCCUGCCGCCGCCGCAGGCGCAGUCGCGAGCGCCAUCUGCAGCAGGAUCAUGGCGAUCAGAGCCUGCAGCAGGAGGCGCAGGCGCAGCAGGAGGGGCAAAGGGAGCGGCGCAGGGAGCAGGAUUGCUGGUGGGGGCGGGAACUGGCGCGCAGCGUUGGGGGGGCAGCCAAGGACCGUCACAGGCGCCGCGCACCCCCUCCGACUCCGGCUCCGACGCCAGCCGGUGGCGCGCCAAAGAGCCUGGCUCUGACGCCAGCCGGUACUCCGCGCCUGCCGGUCCUGCUGCUGGUGCUUCCGCAGGCACCGCGUGGGGUGCUAGCACGGCUGCGGGCGCUGGCUCUGACGCGAGCCGGUACUCCGCGCCUGCUGCUCCUCCUGCUGCUGGCGCUGCUACUGGUGCUUCCGCGGGCACAACGUGGGGUGGUAGCACGGCUGCGCCUGACACCGACGCCAGCAGCUGGCGCCGCAACGACUCCUCCUCUCCCUCCACGCACCCCGUUCCUCAGGCUACUAACGCGCCUGCCGCUGCUGCUGCCUCUUCCUGGGCUGCCACCGCUGCACCCGUAGUCACUCCUGCCACUGCCAGCACCGCGCCUGCCAGUGCCACUGCGUUUUCAAGCACCGCUGCUGGCGAUGCCGCCACGGCGGCGAGCAGUGGAGGAGCGGAGGGGCAGGUGGGUGACAAGGUGCCGAUUUACGACGGGUGGGGCGAUGUCAUCGGAUGGAAGGACGCGCCUCUUGCUGCUGCUGCCCUGCCCGCCGCUGCUGCUGCUGGCGCGGCUGCUGACGGGGCCACGACUGGGGCUGCUGCUGCUGCUGACGCUGGUGCACAGGAGGGUGAGUAUGCGGAGGGUGACUAUAGCGAAGGGGAGUAUGGAGAGGGGGAGUAUUGGGAGGGCGAGUAUGCGGAAGGGGAAUAUGCGGAGGGGGAAUACGCGGAAGGGGAAUAUGGGGAAGGGGAAUACUCGGAAGGGGGGUAUGCCGGCGAUGGUUACGCCGAAGCGGGUUAUGGGGAUGGCGGGGGCGGCGGUAAUGGUGGCGGAGAGGAGGCGGACAGGGCUGUGGAAGGGGGAAAGGUGGAAGCGGAUGGGGGGAAAUCAGGUGGGGCGAAUGAAGAGGGCGCGGAGGGGGACGAUGAGUUCUGGGAUGCGGAGGAGGGAGAGUUGGAGGGCAGUGUGGGCAGUGGCAGCGGCGGCGAGGGGGCGGGCAAGGAGCAGAGGGGGCAGCAGGCGCAGUUUGGGAAGCAGGCGGGGCCAGUGCAAGGAGCGGUGGGAGGGGAGGGUCAGAGCCUCACUUGGCAGCAGCAGCAUCUAUUAGGGAGGGAACCGCUUACCUGGCAGCAGCAGCAGCAGCAGCAGCAGCAGCAGCAGCAGGACGAGGAUAAACAGCAGGAACCGCAGCACCCGCAGCAGCAGUUAGCGAAACAACCCCUCACAUGGCAGCAGCAACAGCAGCAGCAGCAGCAGCAGUGGGGAGGCCCCACGACGAAAACCAACGAUAACGACUCCAUGAGCCAGUUUAGCUCCGCUAGUGGCCACGUGCGCCCCAGGAGCGCAGCUACUAACGAGGACGCGAGUGUAGUCAGCGCUGCCUGGUCCGACGCCAAGUCAGACCUCAACAGCCAAUGGGGUGACAGUGCCAGCUGGCAGAGCAGCAGCGGCCGGGGUAAGGAGGGCAUGGAGUGGGGGGAUGCUGUGCCCACCAGCAGCGGCAGAGGCUCGGGCCGAACCUCCGGCAGGUACGUGCCGCCGGGCAAGCGGGUCGGCGGGAGGGGGCAGGGUGAGGCAGCAGGUGGGGGUGCGAAGGGAGGGGCGGGGAGGAGCGCAGAGGCAGGGGCUUCCGCGUGGGAGAGGAGCAGCGGGGGCGUGAGUGCUGGUGUUGGUGCUGGCGGUACUGGCGCCGGUGGCGCUGGUGCUGGUGCGUCCGGUUGGGAGAGGAGCAAUGUGGGGUUGAGCAGUGCUGGCGUGAGUGCUGGUGGUGGUGGUGCUGCUGCUGGUACGUCCGCGUGGGAGAGGAGCAGUGGCGGCUUUAGCCCUGCUGCUGUUGAUGCUGGUGGCGCUGGUGACUCUGCUGCUGGUGGCAGCGGUGGCGCAGAUGGUUGGGGAGUGGGCGCAGAUGGUUGGGGAGUGGGCGCAGCGAAGGGAGGGUUGGGCAAGAGUGGGCCGGAAUGGCGGAAGAAGGAGAUAGUUUCCCCCACUCAUUCGUCCACGUCCUCUCAGUCAGCUGCAGCGAACGGCAGAGCAAGGGGUGUUGGAGGGGGUCCUGUGGUAACUGGCAAGGGGGAAGGAUGGGGGGACGCGGGAGGAGGGGGGGGAUGGGGAGGGGCAGCAGCAGCAGCCCCAGCGGCGGGAGCAGCAACAGCAGCAGCAGCAGCAGCAGCAGCAGCAGCAGCAGCAGCAGCAGCCGGUGGUGGUGGGAUGGGCAACAGUGGAAAUGCAGCUGCUGGGGCGAGUGGAGGGGGCGGGGGAGCAGUGGACAGUUGGAGGGCGUUUGGGCAGCAGAGGCAGGCGGAGCUGGGGGAGGGCGGAUCUGACGACGACAUCUGGAAGCAGCAGGAGGAGGACGAGCGGCUGGCGCGCCAGUGGGGGGGCGCGGAUAGCACGGGCUGGGGAGGGGCAGGGGGGGGCGGAAGUAAGGGCGCGGGGGGCAGUGGGGGCGGAAGCAAGGGCGCGGGGAUGGGCGGAAGCAAGGGCGCGGGGGUGGGCGGAAAGAAGGGCGCAGGGCGGGUGGUGGGAGGGGAAACGGGGUGGAGAGGUGCGGGGAACAAGUCGGGCAGAGGGGAGGCCGAGGCAGCGGCGGAAGGGAAGUGGAGGAGGGGGGGUGGCGGGGCGGAGGGGAAGGGCGGAGAGUGGAGGAAGAGUGACGAGCAGGAGGCGGGAGGCGGGGGCGCGGGUGAGGGAAUGUGGUGGAGUGAAGGGGCAGGCGGUGAGGCAGUGGGGUCGAGGCCAGGGAAGGGAGCAGCAGGGAAGGCAGUGGCACGUGCAGUGGCGCCUGCAGUGGUGCCCAUUCCCAUGGUGCCACCCAUAGUGGCUCACAGGGAGAUCGACGGGUGGGAGGCGGGCAGCAGGGGCGACAGCAGCGCGUGGGAGACGGAGACCAACGCCUCCGCUGUCUCGUCCAUCAACAAGGGCCUGCGCGCCUGGCAGCAGGUCGCUACAGCCUCCGCUGUGGCAUCGGCUGUAGCGCCGGCUGUAGCGCCAGAGAGCAUCGUUUCUGAGAGGUCAGCCACGGACAGUAUUCUCUCUGCGAUUGGGCUCCAGGCUGGGACCAGCGCUGAGACAUCUCUAAUGCCUGAGACGAGUGGUGCUGGUAACCCUGAUGGCAGCAGCGGCUCUGGUAAGGAGCGUGGGAGCGAGGGCUUGAGAGCUGACGCGCCCCCCUUCCCCGCUGCUGCCUCCUCCUCUUCCCUCCCUUCCCCCCUCCGCGCUGACGGCAGCACGUACCUGCGAGCAGAUGCGCCCUCCUUUAUCCGUGCGCAGGCACCGUCUUUCAUCCGCGCCCAGGCGCCUUCUUUUAUUCGCGCAUCCGCCCCCCCGUUCACCCCCUCGCCCCCCUCCCCUCCUCCCGGCCACGUCCCCGCCCCCUCGACUGUCUCCGCCCCUGGGGCUCUCUCCCCCGCCCCACCGCACCCCACCUCCACGCCCACCUCUCCACCCACCUCCACACCUUCCUCUUACUACGCCCAAUCCCCUGCAUUUGCGGAUCCUUCCGGCCAAUCAUACGGCGACACGGGGGUCUCUUGGCCGGCUAUUGCCCCAUCCACCUCCUUCCCGUCACUCCCCCAGCCUGCUCUGGCGUCUGCUGCUGUCCCACCCGCCUCUGCUUUUGCCCACGGCCUCCCACCUGAUCCUGCUAUAGCAGGAGUGGGCAUGGGCAUGGGCAUGGGCAUGGGGAUGGGGAUGGGCGUGGGCACGGGAGGUUUUAUUCCCGCAACUGGUGGCGGGAGUAUGGGAGAGAGAGGGGAGCAGGGCGGGGGUGGGGGCAGCAGGACGGAGGAGUGGGUGGGAAGAGGCGGUAGCCUGGGCACGGGUGGCCCUGCAAGUGCUGCAACCCCUGCAACUCUUUCUGUUGCAAGCUCUGCUGCUGGCACUGCAAACCAAGCAAAUGCCACAAUCCCUGCCACACCUGGGCCGAGGGCACACAAGCCCCAACUCCCCACGGAGAUCGGCAGGGGGGGCGUGGGCAACUCACCAGGAGCAUCCUCCUGGUCUCAGUCAGGCUACGGGCCGCAGUCAGAGCUGCACUCGAGUGUGCUGCGACUGCCGGCAGAGGGAGGCAGUGAGUACGUGCCCCCUGUGAGCGAGCUGGAUGUGGACUUCUCAGACAGUGUGAGUAAUGCCGGCGCCGCUGAUCGGGCGCGUGCUGCUGCUGCUGCCCUGGCUGCUGCUGCUGGGGGUAGGGCGGCUGGUGGGAGUCGGUUCGGCCCUGGUGCUGGUGCUGCUCGUGCUGCUGCUGCUGCUGCUGGUGGUUCUGGUGCUGCUGCUCCUGCCGCUGCUGCUGCCGGUGCUGGUGUGACACCCCAAGGCCAAGCCAUGGGCGGGCUGCUGGAUGAAUUCGACGAUGACGACGACGAGUGCGCUGGCAGGGAGCUGGGAGGAGAGGGCGAGGAGGACGACGACGAAUUAGGUGCAGAGUCGGCAUUUGACUUGACUGCCACGGACUACAAGCACUCGCCUGCUGUCGCCCUCUUUCUCGUCGACCUCAAGAAGCUGUCCGCGGAUCAGAUAAAAUCACAGGACCGCGAGUACAAGUGUCCCGCGUGCAAGGGUGGGAAGGGUGAGACGGACUGGUGGCCGGGGAUCCGGGCGCUGCUGCAGCAUGCCGAGACCAUUCGGUCGAGGAAAAUUGGCGCGCAUCGCGCGUUUGCGGCGGCGGUUCAUGUGGAUUUGAGGGAGAGAGGAGUGUUUUUGGGGGGAGGGGGUGCGGGGAGGGAGGGGCAGGAGGGGGUGCUGCAGGGGCAGUGGCGGGGGGUGGGGGGGAGGAGGGUGGAGGAGGGGAAUGCGACGGUGCUGUGGCCGCCCGUGGUGAUCAUCAGAAACACUCGCCUGCGGCCCGAUGAGGAUGGCCGGUGGAUCGGAAUGGGCAGCUACGAGCUGCGGCAACACUUCGCGCAGUUCAAGCUCAUUGUCAAGACCAAGCACGCCUAUGGCCCUCAGGGCCAUCGCGGCAUGAGCAUUCUGGUCUUCGACGCCACGCCAGACGGCUUCAAGGAGGCGGAGCGCCUCGCCCAGCAGUUUGAGCGCGAGGGGCGCGGGCGGGUGGAGCUGACACGGCGGUCGGCGCCACUCGUGGACCGGUCUGGGAAGAGGAAUCUGUUCGGGUACCUUGCCACGCAGCAGGACGUGGAUGAGUUUAAUCGGUGCUGCAAAGGCAAGGCAGCACUGAAGGUGGAGGUGAAGAGGAGGAGGGAGAUGGUGGAGGAGCCCAUGAGGCGCAUGCGGGAGCAGGCGGCACAGGCGGGCAUGUACAAGUCUCAAGUGGUCGAGAUGUCGCACAAGCUGGUGGAGGUGAAGAUCGAGAAGUCGCAGCUGCAGGAGCACCUGGAGGAGGAGAAGGAGCGCCGGCAGCAGCUGGCGUGCGAACUGGAGGGGGAGAAGCAGCAGCGCCAGCACCUGGAGAGCACCGUGCUCAAUGCAGCGAGGCUGAUGCAGAUGAAGGAGGAGGAGGUGCAGGCGGUGGUUGCGCGGCACAAGAAGUUGGCGGCGCAGCACAAGGAGGAGGUGGCGAGUUUGGAGGAGGCAUAUGCGCGGAGCUUGGAGGAGAGGGAGAGGAGCAGGAGGGCGGUGGAGGAGAGGGAGGCGGACCUGGAGUGGCGAGGCAAGGUGGCGAACGAGCAGCAUGUUGCUGCCGCCCGCACGCUGCAGCGCCAGCUGUCAAGCUCGUCCGAGCUCAGCGACGACCACAGCACCGCCCUGCGGGGCAGCCUGCAUGCGGCAGCAGUCUUCCAAGCAGGCCUCGCCCAGCUGAAGCAGCAGCAGCACGAGCGGCUGUUGCAGUUCCGCCAGGGGGUGAAGAAGGCGAAGCUGGAGCUGCUGCAGCAGCUGGAGGAGGAGAGGGUGCGAUUCGUGGAGGAGUGUGAGGCGCUGAGGGAGGAGAGCGAGGCAACACUGGAUCAGAUCGAGUGCCGCGGUGUGGGGAAGACGAGGCGGAUGGGGGGUGCGGGUCAGGAGGGGAGUGGGAGUGAGGUGGGGGGUGAGUGGUCUGGAAGUGAGGCUGGGAGAGGGGAGGAAGGGAGUGAGGUGGGGAGGGGGAUUGUGGGGAGUGUGGUCGAUGGAGGGGAGGGGGCAGGGAGUGUCGAGGGGGGAGGAGUGGUGGGUGGAGAGAAAGGGGGGGAGGAAGAAGAGGGGGUGCAGGAGAGUGAGGAGCAGGGAGAGAAGGAAUGGAGUGGAGAUGUUGCAGGGGAGGAGGAGGAGAAAGAGGUGGUUUGUGGAAAGGGAGAGGAGGGAGGAGAGGAGGAAGGGGUGGAGGGAGGAGAGGAGGAAGGGGCAGAAAAAAGAGGGAAGGUAGAAGAGGAGGUAGCUGUGGAAGGAGGUAACGAGGGAGUGGAGGAAAGUGAGGAGUGGGGGAGGGAAGAAGAGGAGAAGCAGGUGGAAGAAGAGGAUAAAUGGGUGGAGGAACGAGGGAAGGGCGGAGUGGAGGAAGGAAGGACGGAAGGAGAGGAGGAAGAAGCGAAGGGUCCAGAGAAGGUAGGAGAGAUGGGAGCGAUGGCAAGGGAGGAGGAAAUGGUGGAGGAAGGAGGGGAGGGAGGAGAUGCAGAAGGGGAGGCAGAAAGGGAGGCAGAAGGGGAGUCAGAAGGAAAGGCAGAAGGGGAGGCAAAGGGAGAGGCAGAGGGAGAGGCAGAGAGAGAGGCCGAAGGAGAGGCAGAGGGAGGGGCAGAGGGAGAGGCAGAGGGAGAGGCGUCAAGUGAGGAAAGGAAUGGUGCAAGUGAGGGGGUGAAUGCAGAGGGGGGAGAGGGAACAGUGGAAGAGGUUACUGAAGAGGGGAGCGAGGAAGCAGUUGAGAAGGUGAAUGAAGGGGAGGAUGGAUCGGCUGAGAAGUUGGCCGAGGAGAGGGAAGAGAGAGUAGCUGAGGGGUUGAAUGAGGAGGGGGGCAACGGAGUAAUUGACAAGGCUAGUAAAAGCACUGAGACGGUUGAGGUUGACAGGUUGGAAGGGGAGGUGCAGAAAGAUGAGGUGCAGGAGGGAGAGGUGCAGGAGGGUGGGGUGCAGAAGACAGGUGAUGGUGGGCAUGGGAGUGGGGUGAAUGGGGGGUGCGAUGGAGAGGGGAAAGGGGAGGUGUCGCAGGUUUCAGAAGCGGCGGCGCACAUGAGCGAGUAUGAGAUGGAUGAGGGGCAGCAGCAGCGUGAUGGUGACGGGAAAAGUUCGAUGAAGAGCACAAAGGAAAGCGCCAUAGUCGUUCUUCCUCCACUAAUGAACAUGGAUCACUGGACCCCCUUGCAUCCAUUUUUUCCCUCCAAGCAUUAA
Closterium sp. Naga37s-1 is the source of this 8823-nucleotide messenger RNA. The record is from the annotation of a GenBank genome assembly. Lineage: Eukaryota; Viridiplantae; Streptophyta; Zygnematophyceae; Desmidiales; Closteriaceae.